AUUAGAUUGUAUUUGUAAUAACGAAUCUUUACAUAAAUAUAUUCAGCUUCCACUCCCAAAAGUGGUUUUCGAUAUCCUUGCAUUAUUUAUAUUCAGUUUGACAAAUCUGGUGUUGAUCAGUUCUUGCAGUCAUGGCUCCAAUAUUUGAUGUGGGCUGGUACAAAUGCUUUCGAAUACUUUUCAUCAUCAUUGAUUUUAUUUUUCUGUUGACUGGUGUUGCUAUGAUUGGACUUGGGGUCUACGUGCAAGUGACGAAAGGAGAGUUCUUUAAUCUGAUACCGAAAGCUGAAUAUGCGAGUGCGCCAUCGGUGUUAAUCGCUGGCGGCGUGAUUGUUAUCGUCUUCUCCUUCAUCGGUAUCCUGGGAGCCUGGAUGCACAGUCAGUGUCUGCUGGUGAUGUACUUUACAUCUGUCUUCAUUAUUUUCUGCAUUGAAAUAGCAGCUGGUGUUCUGGGCUUUGUUUACAGAAGUGAAAUUGAUGACAACUUACAGUCACAACUGUUGUCAGGCCUCAAAGAUCCUGAGAGGAGGGAAUCAUGGAACUUCAUCCAAAAAGAGUUCAAGUGCUGUGGAGUGAACAACGCCUCUGACUGGUUCUCGCUGUCGAAGAACGCCGUGCCGGACUCGUGUUGUCAGAGCACUGGGUGCGGUCAGCAGGGCACGACUCUCGCUUACAGAGUGGGUUGUUAUUCGAAGGCUGUGUCAUUCCUCAAAGACAACAUGUACGCUAUUGGAGCUGCAGGGAUUGGAUUUGCAUGCUGUCAGAUUCUUGUGAUGAUGUGUACACUAAUUCUGAUACACUACAUCCGGCGUUACCAUGGGAAACUGGCUUGAAUCCGGAGGUCGUUCAUUAAGAAUAUUUCAGAAUUAUAUCAUUCAAACACU
Gigantopelta aegis is the source of this 884-nucleotide messenger RNA. Its product is annotated as tetraspanin-9-like. The coding region runs from base 132 to 833 and encodes 233 amino acids. Gene Ontology annotation, cellular component: membrane. NCBI's taxonomy places the organism in Eukaryota, Metazoa, Mollusca, Gastropoda, Neomphalida, Peltospiridae. The transcript has 8 exons. The record is from RefSeq and is a predicted model, not a curated record.